This is a messenger RNA of Sorghum bicolor (sorghum), 2411 nucleotides long. Its product is annotated as cysteine-rich receptor-like protein kinase 2. Bases 57 to 2129 code for a protein of 690 amino acids. NCBI's taxonomy places the organism in Eukaryota, Viridiplantae, Streptophyta, Magnoliopsida, Poales, Poaceae. Gene Ontology annotation, molecular function: ATP binding; protein kinase activity. Gene Ontology annotation, biological process: protein phosphorylation. The transcript has 6 exons. The record is from RefSeq and is a predicted model, not a curated record.
AGACCGGAACAAAACACCCGCGCGCGCGAGGACACCCCUGCUCUGCGGCCGGCGCCAUGCAGCGGCGGCGGCAACCACGAGCGGCGCACCGGCACCGCCGCCCCUUCUUCCUGACGACGGCGGCGGGAGCAGCAGCAGUCUCGAUCCACCUUCUCCUCCUCGUCAGCGCCGCGUCUGGUGCCGAUGACGACGCGGCGGUGGCCACGCCGGUGAUCCUGGACAUGGCGUGCGCCGCGACGCAGGCGGCGGACCCGGAGGCGUUCGACGUGAGCUUCGUCACCACCCUCGAGAUGAUCUACCAGAACGUGACGCGGUCCGGGUUUGGCGCGGCGGGCUCCGGCGCCGGCAACAACACGGUGUUCGGGCUCGGGCAGUGCCUGAGCUACCUGUCGCCGACCGACUGCCAGCUCUGCUACGCGCAGAGCCGCGUGAAGCUGCCGCACUGCCUCCCCGCCGACGGCGGCCGGAUCUUCCUCGACGGAUGCUUCCUCCGCUACGGCGCCGACAACUUCACCGCCGCCGCCACCGACGCCAGCGACACCGCGGUGUGCUCCAACGCCACAGUCGCGACGGACAGCACCGGGUUCGCGGCCGCCGCCACGGAGCUGGUGCGGAACGUCACGGCCGCCGCUCCGGCCGCCAAGGACUACUACUACGCGGCGUCGUCGGCGUCGGCGUCGGCAGCGGCGUUGCCGUCCGGGCGCGCGCCGACGGCGUACGCCGCGGCGCAGUGCUGGAGGUCGCUCAACGCCAGCGCGUGCGCCGCGUGCGUGGCCAGCGCGCGCGACCGCGUCCUCAACACGUGCCUCCCCGCCGCGCCCGAGGGGUACGGCCUCAACGCCGGCUGCGUCGUCAGGUACUCCACGCAGCCGUUCUACCUGCCGGCCAACGCCGGCGCCGGCGCCGGCGGAGCAUCGUCCGGGCGGCGCAUUGCUGUCAUCGUGGUGGCUUCGAUCUUCUCGGCAAUAGCUGUCAUGGGCAUAGCAUUCAUCUGGACACGAAUGAGGUCCAGAUCAAGAGAUGGUCUCCUCCAUGACGACGACAUGGACGGGUCCGGCGAGAUGAUCCGGGCGAUCGCGGCGUCGCAGCUGAGCUUCAAGUACGGGGAGCUGCGGGCGGCGACGGACGAGUUCAGCCAGAUGAACAAGCUCGGGCAGGGCGGGUACGGGUCCGUGUACAAGGGCGUGUUGCCGGACGGGAGGGAGGUGGCGGUGAAGCGCCUCUUCUUCCACACGCGGCAGUGGGCGGAGCAGUUCUUCAACGAGGUGAAGCUGGUGUCCCAGGUGCAGCACAAGAACCUGGUCAAGCUGCUUGGCUGCAGCGUCGAGGGGCCCGAGAGCCUCCUCGUCUACGAGUACCUCUGCAACACCAGCCUCGAUCACUACCUCUUUGACGCGUUCAAGAAGACGGCGCUGGAUUGGGAGAGGAGGUUUGAGAUCGUGGUGGGCACGGCGGAGGGGCUCUCGUAUCUGCACUCUGCGUCGGAGGUGAGGAUCAUACACCGGGACAUCAAGGCAAGCAACAUCUUGCUGGACGAGAGGUUCAGGCCAAAGAUCGCCGAUUUCGGCCUCGCCAGGAACUUCAUGGAGGAUCAGAGCCAUCUCAGCACCGGCCUCGCCGGAACUUUUGGAUACAUGGCUCCGGAGUACAUCGUCCACGGGCAGCUCACCGAGAAGGCUGACAUCUACAGCUACGGCGUGCUGGUCCUCGAGAUCGUCACCGGCCGGAAGAGCCACAACUCGGUGGCGUCGUCGACAGAAGGCCUCUCACUCAUGGCACUGAUAUGGAGACACUACAACGCCGGCACCCUGAUGGAGCUGCUGGACCCGAACCUCCGGGAGCAGUGCACGGAGGAGGACGCGCUCCGGGUGUUCCACGUCGGCCUACUCUGUGCUCAGGCGUCGCCGAACCUCCGGCCGCCGAUGUGGAAGGUGGUGGAGAUGCUGAGCGGCAGGGAUCAUCACAAGGUGGUGCUUCCCCGGCCUACUCAGCCGCCGUUCAUCAACGUCAAGGUGUCGAAGAACGGCAAGAGCGACGGCAGCUCCGGGUCGGCGUCGCUCAUGUCCAACUCCGACAAGUCGCCAUUGUCGCUGAACCAGCUGUCAGUCAGUGGGGUUCAGGCCAGGUAAAAAAAAAGGCUGGUGUGGAUGGCGUUGCGUUUGUACUUAUUUAAUUAACAUUUUUGGAAAUUGUAGAAGUAGAGGAUAGGUUUGACUUUGAUUUUGUUGCCAUGGAUGUUUUGUUGAUCUGAUAACGUACUUUGAUGGCUACUAUGUUUUAGUCUUCGGAAGAAAGAUGCCUGUUUUGUAAGCAAAACAUCCGGAAAAUGUUGAUCAACAUUUAGUAUUCUGCAAACAUUCAGAGCAAUACAGCUAGCCUUGUGGAGAGCAUUGCUGCGAGGAAUUUUCGCC